CAAAAAUUAGAACGGGAAAUGCGAUCCGCGGCAUUUUAUAGAUGAGUAUUUUCUAAAAAUUAUCACUUUUUUACGUAGUUUCAAGCAAGUUUAAUUUUUAAAACUGCGGUCUGCCGCUCGAUUGAUUUCGAUCAUGAAUUUUGCACCGGUAACGCCGAGAGCCUUUGUGGCAAUACAAAAUUUAAACAUUGCCGAGCUGGCACAGUGCAGCGCUGUCGAAAUCCGUCCUCUGUUGCCGUGUCUGGUACGAAUGAGUCUACUACCGCCACUGGAUGGGACAAAAAGUUGGAUGGAUAAUCGGAAACAGUUGCUCUCGAUACUGGCCGGAAUAGAGGUAGUAAAUAACAUCGUAUCACUGCUGCAGGUCAGCUUUCACGAGCUGGAGGUGGACGUAAAGAAGGAACAGCAGCUGAGGCAAAAGAUUGGAUAUACGGCUCAGGAUUCCGCCCAAUUUCAUAGCCUUCCGAAUGGGGUGGUAAUGGGUUUCGAAAGAGCCGACAUCGUCAGCAAAGUCCGAGUGGUUCUGUCGGAACUGUUCUACAUCCAGGCACAGGUCGUCGAACAGACGGCUCAGGUUGCGGCCCAAAAGUCUUCGAAUGAAGUUGUAAUCAAAAAGUCGGAGUUAUUUGACAACGAUAUUUACCUGGAAGAAAUUGCUGAUAUAAUUUGUAUAGCCCUGGCGGAGCUUCCAUCGCUUUUGAAUCUGCUUGAAGUGGUCGAUACGCUUCUGUACGUAAACAAUGGUAGCAGAAUAGUUUGCUGGGUGGUUGCCAAUAUGCCGGAUUGCUUCCGCGAGGUGGUGACGGCUCUAAUAACAAAUGGAGACGAAGAUACACCGGAUGGCAAGCUUCGGUUGGCUGCCCUCUACGAAUUGUGUGAAAUGAAUCCAAAUCAGGCUUUGACAACGAGAACGAUUUGCGUGGAACAAACGAAAAUGCCUUCUUUAAUGCUGAAGCUCAGUUUAAAGGAUCCGCAAAAUUUGGUUGCUUUUGUUUCUGGAUUAUUACUAGGAAACGAUCAAAACAUUCGACAAUUUUUUGCACUGUAUGUUCGAACCAGUCAAAAACGAAAAGGAGACGCAUUGCAUCUUUUACGUGACGAAUUACUGAAACAGUUGCAGAAUAUUAUAGUUUUUUCGCAUAAUUCUCAGUUGCCGGAGGAAUAUGUGGUGCAAUCAGCAGCCAUGUUGCGAUUGUAUUGUGCGCUUCGUGGUAUUUCCGGAAUCAAGUUUACCGAUGAAGAGAUAAUGUAUCUGAUGCAACUGAUCACUUCAAAGCCACCACCGACACCGGCUGGUAUUCGUUUUGUGUCACUUGGCCUAUGUAUGUUGAUAGCUUGUCCAUCGAUAAUUGCCCAUCAAGGAAUUGAAGCCAAGAUAAUCGAGUGGAUUCAGUGGUUGAUUAAGGAGGAAGCAUACUUUGAAAGUGUCAGUGAAGUUUCGGCAUCGUUCGGAGAAAUGUUGCUUCUGAUGGCAAUCCAUUUCCACAGCAAUCAGCUGAACCAUAUUUGCGAGCUGGCCUGCUCUACGCUAGGCAUGAAGUUUCCCCUUCGAUCAAACACGAUCACUCGUAUGAAGUACAUUUUUACCCAGGAAAUCUUCACGGAACAGGUUGUUGCUGCACAUGCAAUCAAAGUUCCGGUAACAGCAAAUCUAAAUGCGAACAUUCCCGGUUAUUUACCAGUGCACUGCAUCCAUCAGCUGCUAAAGUCGCGGGCCUUUUCCAAACACAAGGUGCCGAUCAAAAAUUGGAUUUAUAAGCAAAUCUGCACUUCAGUAACGCCCCUGCACCCUGUGCUUCCUGCUUUGAUUGAAGUGUAUGUGAACUCCAUAAUCAUGCCUAACCAGAAGGGUCCGAUCGAGCACACCCACAAGGCACUAUCCGAACAGGAGAUUCAGCAGAUUUUUCAGAAUACCGCAUUCGCUGCCAAGCAGCAGGAAUUUGCGAAGCAAAAAACUAACAGCAACAAUGAAAUGGAGCAAGCCGAAUCCAGCCAGGCGGAAGAAGCAGCGACACUAAGCAACACAAACUUGACCCCUCAGCUGCUGCUACUUUACUACUUGCUGCUGUACGAGGAUGUCCGACUGAGCAAUAUGGUCAAUAUCAUCACCAGUGGUCGUCAGGUGAAAAGUUAUUCGAACGAGUUUAUGUCGGAAUUGCCGAUAAAGUAUCUUCUACAGCAAGCGCAAAGGAAUCAACAGGAGUACAGUGUCCUUUUCAGUCCUCUACUACGCUUGCUGGUAACGCACUUUCCGCAUCUUUCGCUGGUGGACGAUUGGAUAGAUGAGGAAUGUAUUUCAGUUGAGCACACAUCGAAUGUGCCACUCAGCGAGCUCAACUUGCUCGAAGCCUUCGAAGAAAUCGAACUCAAUCCCGGAAAAACUAUCAAAUGGUUGAAGAUAAUGAUGAGAAAAGCCCCCACGGAUUUAUGGCCUUUGGCGGAGACUUUUAUACGCUAUUUCAAGGCGAUACUCAGUUGUACAGUUCCACGACAAAUCCAAGAACUGUACAAAAAUGUUUGGAUCCGGCUGAACACUGUCUUCCCUAGGCGUCUUUGGGUGAUGUCGAUCAAUGCCCUGAUGCCCGAGGAUGCCGUGACGAGAAAUUUCACACUCACGCAAGAGAACAUACUGAUUGAUCCUUUGCAAGUGCUACGUUGUGACGAACGUGUGUUUCGCUGUGCCAGUGCAUUGGCAAUCGUUUUGCGGAUUCUGCAGGCCAGUUUGGCAGCAUCGAAAAGUCAACUAACACGUCACAUGCUGGACAAACCGCUAAUCGACGUUGGAAACCAGGUCAAGUCGGAUACUGACCGUGAAGAGCUUAAGCUAGCUCUGGUUGCUUCUCAGGAAAGUGUGGCAGUGCAAAUUCUCCUCGAAGCGUGUCUCGAAACGGAAGACGAUCGUAUCAAACCGGGUCGCCAAUGGGCUCUUCGGGAGAUUCGGGGAGUUAUAUGCUCCUACAUCCAUCAAGUUUUCAUAGCAGAGCCAUCACUUGCUAAGCUUGUACACUUUCAAGGAUAUCCCCGUGAGUUGCUUCCGAUGACGGUUCGUGGCAUUCCGUCGAUGCAUAUUUGCCUGGACUUCGUACCGGAACUGCUUAGCAUGGUCGAAAUGGAUAAACAGAUCUUUGCUAUAGAUCUCACCUCUCACCUGUCUCUACAAUAUGCGCUUCCAAAAUCGCUCAGUAUUGCGAAGCUUUGCCUGAAUACAGUUACUACACUUUUGGGAGUGCUCUCCAGUGAUACGCGUAUUGAAAUGUUCCGAGCCGUGCUUCCGUGCAUUGUCCGAUUUUCCGAAGCUUUCCCACCCCUGUUGGACGAAUGUAUAAUGUUCUUGAUGCAACUUGGACGCAUCGCCGAGUCGCAAUCCGCGCUAGGUCGGUCGGUUUCGUUGCCUAACCUAUAUUUAGGUCCCGAGGCGAAGGUCCGUUCACACAGUAAACGUUCCCAAUAUGCCGAAAAGCUGGUCGAUGAAAUCAAAGAAACAUUCAGUAAACUAUUGGACGAUGCUGUCAUGAAUCCGAAAAUUUAUUGA
Molecule: messenger RNA, 3532 nt
Organism: Ochlerotatus camptorhynchus
Lineage: Eukaryota; Metazoa; Arthropoda; Insecta; Diptera; Culicidae
Gene: IntS2
Product: integrator complex subunit 2
Exons: 5
Coding region: 134-3532 (1132 amino acids)
Biological process (GO): snRNA 3'-end processing
Cellular component (GO): integrator complex
Source: RefSeq, a predicted model, not a curated record